This is a messenger RNA of Prorocentrum cordatum, 2746 nucleotides long. Lineage: Eukaryota; Dinophyceae; Prorocentrales; Prorocentraceae. The record is from the annotation of a GenBank genome assembly.
AGCGGCGAUUGUACGCAUCCUUCACACCUUCGUCCACAGCUAUUUGGCUUCGACCGCUUUUGUUAACGAAACCGAGCACCUCGGGGGCCGUCUGCCAACCCGCCGGUCUUCGCGUUGUCAGGCCACGGAGCCUUGCACCCGAGGGAUGGUCUUCCCGCAGCGCUCACCCGCACGUUCCACAUGCGACCCCGAGUUCCCUGGAGAGAAGGAGGCAUGGCUCGUGGCCGCGGAUCCAUGCAGCCGAGAGGUGGCAUUCCCGCAGCGCGCGCCCGCCAACUCCGCGUGCGACCCCGAGGUCCCCAGUGAGAAGGGGGCCCAGCUCGUGGUGCCCAGGAUCGGGGGACGACCUCCAUGCGGCCGCGAAUGGCCUGGGCGGACAUGGGCUCGGACAGCGAAUGCGCCAGCUUCGAAAAGCGGGCGUCGGAGGUGUCGACGCAGCCAGGCAGCAGUUGCCGCAGCGUCGGGCUCGCCAGCCUGGCGCCGCUGGACGGAGGCGACAGCGGCGGCCUGCCCGGCUGGACGCGCGGUCACGUCGAGCUGGUCGAAGGAGGCGGUCCGACGCGCGGCUCGGCCCAGGCAUGCACGGGCCAGUCGAGCAGCCCCGUGGUGACGCCGCACCGGUGGAAGCUCAAGAACCGAAAGGUCUAUGAGCGCGACGGGAAGCUCGGCAUUUGGCUCGGCGCCAGCGCGGAGGCCCCUUCCGCGGCGCGGCCCGGCGAGGGCGGCGACUCGUGGGCGGCCACGCCGUGCGGCACGGAGUGGUUGGCGCCGCGGCGCUUCGGGCCUGGAGCCGCUCCGUCGCGCCACGGCGUCCGGCAGCUGCAGGAGACCGAGGAGAGUGCCGAGCUUACGCGGCCAAGUUUAAGCGUACAGCCGAUGGGCAACUUCGUUUUACCUCGGAGUGGCCGCGGCGACGCGGACGACGAGGGGCUGGUUUCAGGGCCUCACAUCCCGCUGGGCGAGAGCGGUGAGUUCGCAUCGGUGGGAUCCCUCAAGCACGUCGAGGGUUCCUGUAAGCCGUGCGCGUUCGUGUACACCCCGAUCGGUUGCAAGCUGAACGUGCGGUGUGCGUUUUGCCACGUGCUUCACAGAAGGAAGGAAAGACGGAGGCUGGGGAAGAAGAAGCGAGAACGCUACCAAGACUUGGUCUCCCAGGUCGUUCGCAGCAACCAAAGGCAAGAGGCGGACUGGGAGUGCCACUGGCAGACGGGGCGGUGCCGGGAUAGUCUGUCGAGGUGGGGGCUAUCGCGGCGCGAUGAUGCCGAGUUUCUACCCGACAUUUGGUGCAAAUCUGUAACUGAUAUGUAGUCCAUUGUUAAUAUGCCUCCACAUGGAGCGUUCCAGCACUAAACCAUCACUCGAUUGGACAUCGUCUCCGUGUCGGCACUCCGUCUAGCCAACGCAGGCACCGAUGGGAUACGUCAGAACGCGCCGUAUGCACGUUUAGAUAUAGGUUCAAGGGGCGCGCAUCUGCGCUUGUCCUGGGCACCGUUCGGCCAAAUGCCGAACGCUUCAAUUCAGGAAGGGCGCGCGUGUGCUGAUCGUGGACACCGUUCGGCCAAAUUCUGUACAGGGAUUUGGCACUGUGCCAGUGCCAGGGCCUCAACGCGGUUUUGUUUUGCUAUAUUCAGAACGGUUUGCAUCGUUCGUCCGAAGGCGUGCGUCGACUGAAUGUCGCCAUGAUUUGACACGGCGUGGUCUCAACCUAUUUGUCGAUUGAGGAGCAUUUUCCGAAUCGAUAUUGCAGAGUUCUUCUGCUAAUCGAUCAGAUACGGGUUCCGUCGUGUCGUGUUGACAGCGGAUGCUUGCACGCCUGCCCUGUUUCAGUGUUCCAGCAGGCGUCGCAGCAACGAGCAUCAAGAUGCUCGCAUGAGCUGCCAGGCACGAAGGGUACCGUGGAUGCAUCUGCUUGUGUUCGUCACGGUGGAGGCAAAGAAUCGCCCGCCAUCAGCGCGGCGGAUCAGCGGGUUGCCGACAGGGCAGGAGUAGCGAGUAUUUUCAGUCAUCGAGUCUACGCUACACGUCUGGUGUAAUGAUUUCAAGUAUCCACGGGUAGAGUCAAGUUCGUCCGAGGGCGAAUUUUUCACGCGUCGCGUCUCAGCGCCAGCCCGUUCAGAAACCCUAGGAAAGGCAGAACUCGUUAGACCACCUACGCCCAGAGGGUUGGUGGGAUUCGUGUCUUUCGGCACCCUUGCAUGCUUCGCUCGAUACUUGUAUAUCACAUCCCAAUUCUAGGGCCCAGCGUCCUGAUACUCGCCCGUAUUCCCGAAUCCGUCAGCAAUAGGUGUGGGUCCCACUUGAGAUUUCAAGCUCUCCGAUAAUUUGGGCGCGCGAUUUUCGCUGCUCGCGCUGCUCACCUUCACCACCCCCUGUGACCGCCGCUCGUGCUCGUGAUCUCGUCCCGUUCCUGCUCGUCCUUCUCACUCACGUAUGCCCGAGAGCGGCAACAAUAGUUUGCACCCCGCGUGAAAUCUGGUUUCUGCAUCUGUCGACCGCAGCUCCGUCAAUGGCAGGGCAUCGUGCUGAUAUGGCACCGAGGUCGAAUGUGUUGCAGAUGUGGUAAGGAGUUGGUUACGUCCGCCCAUGUGGUUGGAUACCACAGGGUUGCGAUCCCUACAUAAGUUGUCCAGAACCGCGAUACUGACAAUAUUGUCUGCUCAGCCGCGACUGCAUGACACCCUCCUAGGGGACAGGGUUCGGGAUCACCUAUCCCGUUGCAUCCUGAGGCAUGGAGCGCAACAGAAAA